Laetiporus sulphureus 93-53 is the source of this 1380-nucleotide messenger RNA. RefSeq names its product import inner membrane translocase subunit tim44. Gene Ontology annotation, cellular component: mitochondrial inner membrane. Gene Ontology annotation, molecular function: protein-folding chaperone binding. Gene Ontology annotation, biological process: protein import into mitochondrial matrix. The record is from RefSeq and is a predicted model, not a curated record. Bases 1 to 1380 code for a protein of 459 amino acids. The transcript is spliced from 7 exons. NCBI's taxonomy places the organism in Eukaryota, Fungi, Basidiomycota, Agaricomycetes, Polyporales, Laetiporaceae.
AUGCUGCCUCGCCAUCUUCGACGUGUUGUUCUGACCUCUGCGGCACCCGCUCAAAUCCGAGCACUACUCUACAGCCGAAAUGCUCUAAGACCGACUUCGUUCCGCAUUCGCCCUGCUGUCUCCUCAUCCGCUUCCUUUCACUCCUCGUCGCGUCGCCAAAAUGAGCAGCCAAGGUCCCCCUUCAAGAUCUUUGUCGAGGUUCUUCAGGAAGAGCUGAGGAAAAACCGGGAAUGGGCCGACAGCAAGAAGCAGUUGACCGGUGAUGUCACUCAGCUGAAGGAUUCCGUGAAAGACUCAGAAACCAUGAAGAAGGCGCGGGCAGCCUACGAGCGCGCUUUGUUGGCAGCCAGCAUCAGGGACAACCCGCGGCUACGAGCGGCGGCGGAGGAACUGCGCAAGACGGGGGUCAAGGUCGGUGAUGCCGUGUCUGAGGCGCUGAGGACAAUGGAGGAAAGCGACCUGAUGCGUGCGAUCUCUCGCGCGUCUGCAGCUGUGUCAUCCAAAAUCGCCUCGACCACAGAGCCAAUACGCAAUACUGCCGCGUAUAAAACAUUGUCUGAGACGGUGGUUGAUGCUCUGGACGAUAGCGGGAGCGCGAAGCAUGCUGGCUAUGAAGAAAAAGAGCUUCGGCGGAAACGGCGGCAGAUGCGUCUGGCAAAGGCAGGGAGGAACAGCAUGACCCAUGUUGUCAAGGCCGAUCCCGAAGCUGGCUCUGCGAUAGUGCUGCACAAGGACUCGCCGCGGCGAGAAGCAUGGGAGAAGCUGAAGGAGACGAACCCGGUUUUGCGGUCACUAGCGUCGUUGAAACUGACCUACGAGGAGUCGGAGAAUCCGGUCAUUGUUGGAAUGCGCACUGUUACGGACACAAUUGGCGGCUGGUUCGAGGAGACGGAGCAGGCGCGGGUGCAGCGGUGCAUAAAGAUGAUGGAUCCAACGUUCACCUUGGAGAGCUUUGAACGUGAGCUGCGGGCGUAUAUCAUACCGGAGAUCGUGGACGCGUUCCUGAGCGCAGACCAGGAGGCGCUGAAGGCGUGGUGUUCAGAAGCGACAUACAACGUUCUGUGGGCAACUAUGGAAGUAUACCUUCGCCAGGGGUUAGUCAGCGACAGCAAAAUCCUCGACAUCCGAUCAGUGGAGAUCGCAAAAGGGGAAAUGCUUGAGGAGAAUAUUCCCGCGUUCGUCGUGACGUUUGCGACGCAAGAGUUGAUGCUGUUUCGGAAUGCAAAAACGGGCGAGAUUGUCGUCGGUGCGGAGGAUAGGGUGGAACAAUGUCACUAUUUUGCAGUGAUCACGCGGGUAGAGGAGGAGCUUGACAACGAGCUCACAGGCGGCUGGAAAUUUGUCACGAUGGGCCGACGAUCCGCACGUGCAUACCUAUAA